AUGAAUACGUGUGCAGCGUUUGACAAUGAUCCAUUUUUUUCCGAUGUAACUCAAUUGCCUGAGUUCUCACUCACUCCACGCGCGAAAAAUGAUAAUCGUAAUCAAAAACCGGGUCAAAAUCCACCGAAUAACAGCAAUCAAAAUUUAGAUUUGUUCGGAGAUACCUUUGCAUUUAUGGAAAGUCUUAUGAAUACGGUGGGACAAAACAUGAAUCAGAUACAAGCAGCAAUGGCGAAUAAAAAUCUAGUUAAACCGCAGGGUCAGCAGGUUUCAUUCUCGACAUCGGCAGUGACCAGGACGAAGAAGGAAAAUGGCGGCAAGCCAAGGGUGAUCCAAGCAACAUGCGACCAAUUUCGUGGACCUGACGGUCUUGAGCGCACACGAAAAGCUGUUCGUGAUACAGGGCGUGGUAUUGAGAAAGCCGAAAUAUCUCAUCGACUUGGUCAACGCGGUCAUAAGAUAACAAAAGAACGUGAUCCGAAGAGUGGAAAACUACUUGAGAAUCGUGAAGUUGAACACGUAGAUGACGAAAAUCAAUUUGAACGUGAAUGGUUGAGUCGAGCUGAGCAAACAGGCUUAAAAACCAUUCGUGAAAACGGUUUUAAUUCUCAUGCUGAUAAGUUUUUAACCAGACCACCUGUCAUUGAAUCACCUCCGCCACAAUGCUCACAAACAAUUCGUGCGUCUACUGAAUCCACGCCGGCACCAAGGAAAACUAGUUCACCUCGCAAACCAUCUCAAUUCAAAGAACCUAAAAAGAAAUGA
Messenger RNA from Adineta ricciae, 765 nucleotides. Lineage: Eukaryota; Metazoa; Rotifera; Eurotatoria; Adinetida; Adinetidae. The record is from the annotation of a GenBank genome assembly.